CCCGGCAGUUAGUUAACCUCAGAAGCAGACAGCCAGCUGGUUGUCAGCCGACUACAGUCCCCACACUGUCCUCCCACCUCCCGUGAUUUCCCCGGGGGACGCCCCGUGCUCAGCCAUGGACAUGGGGGGCCUGGACAACCUGAUAGCCAACACGGCCUACCUACAGGCCCGCAAGCUGUCGGACGCCGACAGCCGUGAGCUGCGGCGGUGGCGCCGCAGCUUGGCGCUGCCCGAGCCCCAGGACUGUGCAGAGCUCCGCCGUGCGCUGGCCCCGAGCUUCGACAGCCUGUGUGAGCAGCAGCCCAUCGGCCGCCGCCUCUUCCACGACUUCCUGGCCUCGGUGCCUGCAUACCAAGAGGUCUCCACCUUCCUGGAAGAAGUGCAGGUCUGGGAGCUCGCCGAGCAGGGGCCCACCAAGGACCUCGCGCUGCAGGGGCUGCUGGCCACCUGCGUCCCUGCCGCAGGGCACCCACACGCCUUCCUCAGCCCGGGGCUGGUCAGCAGGUGCCAAGCAGCCGCCACCGAGGAAGAGCGCGCGGCCGUGGUGGCGCUGGCCAAGGGGGAGGCCGUGGGCUUCCUGCAGGACCAGCCUUUCAGGGACUUCCUCGCCAGCCCGUUCUACGACAGAUUUCUGCAGUGGAAACUCUUUGAGAUGCAGCCAAUAUCAGAAAAGUACUUCACUGAGUUCCGAGUGCUGGGGAAAGGCGGUUUUGGGGAGGUAUGUGCCGUCCAGGUGAAAAACACUGGUAAGAUGUAUGCCUGUAAAAAACUCGACAAGAAGCGACUGAAGAAGAAAAAUGGGGAGAAAAUGGCUCUCCUGGAGAAGGAAAUCCUAGAGAAGGUCAACAGCCCCUUCAUCGUCUCGCUGGCCUAUGCCUUUGAGAGCAAAUCCCACCUCUGCCUGGUCAUGAGCCUGAUGAACGGGGGCGACCUCAAGUUCCACAUCUAUAGCAUUGGCACACGGGGCCUGGCCAUGAGCCGGGUGCUCUUCUAUUCUGCCCAGAUGGCCUGCGGACUGCUGCAUCUGCACGGCCUUGGCAUCGUCUACCGGGACAUGAAGCCUGAGAAUGUGCUGCUCGAUGACCUGGGCAACUGCAGGCUGUCUGACAUGGGGCUGGCCGUGCGGAUCCAGGACAACAAGCCCGUCACCCAGAGGGCUGGAACCAAUGGUUACAUGGCUCCUGAAAUCCUCGUGGACAAGGUGAGCUACUCCUACCCUGCGGACUGGUUCGCACUGGGAUGCAGCAUUUAUGAAAUGGUGGCGGGACGGACACCAUUCAAAGAUUACAAGGAGAAGGUCAGUAAAGAGGAUGUAAAGAAAAGAACACUGAAUGAGGAGGCCCUGUUCCAACACGAGAACUUCACGGAGGAAGCCAAAGACAUCUGCAGACUCUUCUUGGCAAAGAAACCAGAGCAGCGCUUAGGAAGCAGAAAAGACUCUGAUGACCCCAGGAAACACCCUUUCUUCAAAACCAUCAAUUUUCCUCGUCUGGAAGCGGGCCUCAUUGAACCACCGUUUGUACCAGACCCGUCUGUAGUUUAUGCCAAAGACAUUGAUGACAUUGAAGAUUUCUCGGAGGUGCGGGGGGUGGAAUUUGAUGACAAAGAUGACAAGUUCUUCAAAAGAUUUGCAACGGGCGCUGUCCCCAUCGCAUGGCAGGAAGAAAUCCUAGAGUCUGGGCUGUUUGAGGAACUGAAUGACCCCAACAGACCAGCAGGUUACAGGAAGGGUCAUUCAUCCAAGUCUGGGGUGUGUGUGUUACUGUGACUGUCCCCUCUGCCUGCCGGGGCUCAGCUGACGUGGUCCCCAAAUGUCUCAGCACCGCUGCGGGAGGCUGAGCCACCGGAGGAAACACCUCAGCCAGAGGUGGAGGGCUGGAGGAAACCGUGUUUCCUUUUUAGUUUCUUUCUUCCCCUCUCCCCCAACAAAAGUUAGUAAAGUCUCAGUUUUCUUGGAGGGCUGGGAAUAGGAACGAUCAGGUUUAUUCUGAUAAACCAAAAGCGUGAGCCCUCCGCCAUCACAUCCCCAAAUUACACACAGUCUGCGGGGUGGAGCAGGGCACUCUGCUGUGUACUUGGCAAACCAGCUUGGCGAUUCUUAGUAAAUAAUCAUUUUAGGUCUUUGUGUUUCUCACUUCUUCAUCUUUCAGUAUUUCUGCUUCUUCUUCGGUACUUAGAAUUUUGAAGCUAGAAAUAAACAUUCCUGAUGUUCUCUCCCUUUUUUAAAAAGGAGCAGAUUGCAAUACAUUGGUAAUAUUUCAGAUUACAGAAUAAUUUUCAGUUUCAUGGGGACUGAACCCAGGACCUUUGCACUGAGCUACACCCCUAGCCCUUCUUGAAUUUUUUAUUUUGAGAUAGGGUCUCAAUAAGUCACUGCAUGGUCCAGGUUGAGCUUGAAUUUGCUUCCUGCCUAGCCUGCCAGAGUUCUGGGAUUACAGGUACACACUCCCACACCAAGCUGUCAAAGCGCUGUAAAUACAAAUAUCCAUGAAGUCUAUGAAUGUCAAGAAGCAUUCUGUAAGUGUGGUUGGGUGUUUUAAGUAAUAUGCUAUAAAUUGCUUCUAUACACAAUCACAUUUCCAUCCUCCAUCAGUUCCUAAACUUUGCUGAAACAGGGAAUCACUUAGGGAUCUUUUAAAAAUACCAAUGCUUGGCUCCUACCUGCGUGUGUUCUGAUCUGUACCCCACAUGUGGGGUAUACCCUGGCCAUUUAGGGUUGCCAACGUUCCCCAGGUGAGUCUAAUAUACAGCAAAGUUUCAUAGUACUGCCCUAUAUAUUUACAUGUUAUUGCAUGUGAGUCUUGUGUUUGCUUUGCAGUACGGUAAUAAAAUGCCUGAAAUAAUCAA
This is a messenger RNA of Cavia porcellus (domestic guinea pig), 2847 nucleotides long. It is a transcript of the gene Grk7, whose product is annotated as G protein-coupled receptor kinase 7. Gene Ontology annotation, cellular component: cytoplasm. Gene Ontology annotation, biological process: signal transduction; protein phosphorylation; regulation of signal transduction. Gene Ontology annotation, molecular function: rhodopsin kinase activity; ATP binding. The record is from RefSeq and is a predicted model, not a curated record. The transcript has 4 exons. Lineage: Eukaryota; Metazoa; Chordata; Mammalia; Rodentia; Caviidae. Bases 116 to 1768 code for a protein of 550 amino acids.